AUGCAGGGCACGGCAGCGCGCCGCGUCAUCCUGCCGGGAGCGCGCCUCCGUUGCCAGUCCCGGACGAUGCGGUUGUCUGUGCGCGUCCUCUCCGGUCUCUCCCCCUGCACACCCGGCACCGACCCUCGCGUUCACCCCCUCCGCCAACAACAGACACACGCCAGCCCGCUGUCCGCACGGCGUGUCGGUGUCACCCCUGCACCCUGAGGCCUGUGCACCGACGCGGGGACGCAGCGCUGCGGUGGAUCCGGUUCUGGACAUGGCGCAGCCGAGGUGUCCGGCUUGGAUGAAGGACGCGUUGCGCAGUGGAGGUUGCUCAACUUAGGGAAAACAGAAAACCACGCGUUUGACCUCCGCUUUGUCUGCGAGUGAUGCUCUGAGUCUCUGUUGCAGGGGAAACCGAACUCAGGACCCGAGGCCCCACUUGAGGUCCCCGAGCCUCCCUUUGACCACCACACACCGAAUCCUCCACCGGGUUUUCCAGCCUCUCGUUGGUUCCUCGCAUCAUCCGGAUAAAGGGUCCGCAGCAGCAGCAGCAGCAGCAGCAGCCAUGGUGAAUGCAGCAGAGUGCGGGGUGAGAGUGAUGUGUCGCUUCAGGCCCCUGAACGAGGCCGAAAUCAACAGAGGGGACAAAUACAUCCCCAAAUUCAAAGAGGACGACACCGUGGUGAUAACGGCCAAGCCGUACGUGUUCGACCGCGUGCUGCCUCCGAACACGUCGCAGGGGCAAGUGUACGACCAGUGCGCCAAACAGAUCGUGAAAGAUGUGCUGGGCGGUUACAACGGGACCAUCUUCGCCUACGGGCAGACGUCGUCUGGGAAGACACACACGAUGGAGGGCAAACUGCAUGACCCCCAGCUGAUGGGAAUCAUCCCUCGCAUCGCCCAUGACAUCUUUGACCACAUCUACUCCAUGGACGAGAACCUUGAGUUUCACAUCAAGGUCUCUUAUUUUGAAAUCUACAUGGACAAGAUUAGAGACCUGCUGGAUGUGUCGAAGACGAACCUCUCGGUGCAUGAAGACAAAAACAGAGUGCCCUAUGUCAAGGGUUGUACUGAACGUUUUGUGUCCAGUCCAGAGGAGGUGAUGGAUGUUAUCGACGAGGGCAAAGACAAUCGGCACGUGGCGGUCACCAACAUGAAUGAGCACAGCUCCCGCAGCCACAGCAUCUUCCUCAUCAACAUCAAGCAGGAGAACAUCGAGACGGAGAAGAAGCUGUCGGGGAAGCUCUACCUGGUCGACCUGGCCGGCAGCGAGAAGGUGAGUAAGACGGGAGCUGAGGGAGCGGUGCUGGACGAGGCCAAGAACAUCAACAAAUCUCUGUCGGCGCUGGGCAACGUCAUCUCAGCUCUGGCCGAGGGAACAAAAACCCACGUGCCGUACAGGGACAGCAAGAUGACCCGGAUCCUGCAGGACUCGCUGGGCGGAAACUGCCGCACCACCAUCAUCAUCUGCUGCUCGCCGUCCGUCUACAACGAAUCCGAGACCAAGUCCACGCUCAUGUUUGGACAGAGAGCCAAGACCAUCAAGAACACGGUGUCGGUGAACCUGGAGCUGACGGCCGAGGAGUGGAAGAAGAAAUACGAGAAGGAGAAGGACAAGAACAAGGGCCUGAAGAGCGUCAUCCAGAGGCUGGAGGCCGAACUCAACCGCUGGAGGAACGGGGAGAACGUCCCGGAGGAGGAGCAGCUGAGCGCCAAAGAUCAGAAGAGCAUCGAGUGCGACAACACCCCCGUCAUCGACAACCUGCCGCCGGCCGGAGGAGGCGUCGCCGUCUGUGGCGAGGAGCGCAGCAAGUUCGAGGAGGACAUCAGCAACCUGUACAAGCAGCUGGACGACAAGGAUGAUGAGAUCAACCAACACAGUCAGCUGUCUGAGAAACUCAAGGAACAGAUGCUGGAUCAGGAAGAGCUGCUGGCAUCGACGCGGCGAGACUACGAGAAGAUCCAGGAGGAGCUGUGCCGGCUGCAGGCGGAGAACGAGCUGGCCAAGGAGGAGGUGAAGGAGGUGCUGCAGGCUCUGGAGGAGCUGGCCGUCAACUACGACCAGAAGAGCCAGGAGGUGGAGGAGCGGGAUCAGACCAACAUGCUGCUGGCCGAGGAGCUGCAGCAGAAGACGGUGCUGUUGUCGGUGGUGCAGAGGGAGCUGGGUCAGCUGCAGGAGCUGAACGGCCUUCAGAGGAAGAGAGCCGCCGAGGUCCUCAACCUGCUGCUGCGGGACCUCAGUGACAUCGGCGCCAUCAUUGGCACCAGCGACGCCAAGGCCGCCGGGUCCUCAGAGACGAACGGGAAUGGCUCGGCGGUGGAGGAGGAGUUCACGGUCGCUCGCCUCUACAUCAGCAAGAUGAAGUCAGAGGUCAAGUCGCUGGUCAACCGCAGCAAACAGCUGGAGAGCGCUCAGGCAGACGCCCACCGCAAGAUCCAGGCCAAUGAGAAGGAGCUGUCAUCCUGUCAGCUGCUCAUCUCCCAGCACCAGGCCAAGAUCAGGUCUCUGACUGACUACAUGCAGAACAUGGAGCAGAAGAAGAGACAGCUGGAGGAGAGUCAGGAUGCUCUGACUGAGGACCUGACCAAACUGCAGGCUCAGGAGAAAAGACACGAGAUGACGGGGCUGGAGAAGGAGGACAUCGGCCGACUGGAUGGAGGCGAGGAGAUCAAGAAAACACUGGAGGAGCAGCUGGAAAACCACAGGGAGGCUCAUCAGAAGCUGCUCAGCCGCCUCCGAGACAAGCAGAGGAUGCUGGAUGAGCUGACCGAUCUGAACCAGGGUCUUUUACUGGAGCAGGAGAGACUCAUGUCAGACUACGACAAAGUGAAGGCUGAAGAGCAGGAGAAGGAUGCCAAGCUGCAGAAACUGAUUCUGCUGAAUGAACAGAGGGAAGAGGCCAAAGAGGACUUGAAGGGGCUGGAGGAGACUGUGGCCAAAGAGUUGCAGACUCUCCACAACCUCCGCAAAAUGUUCAUUCAGGAACUCACCACACGGGUUAAAAAGAGUGCGGAGCUGGAUUGUGAGGAGGGACUUGGCAACGGUGCCCAGAAACAGAAGAUUUCCUUCCUGGAGAAUAACUUGGAGCAGCUCACCAAGGUUCACAAGCAGCUGGUCCGAGACAACGCGGACCUUCGCUGUGAACUGCCCAAACUGGAGAAGCGUCUCCGUGCCACAGCCGAGCGAGUCAAAGCCCUGGAGAAUGCACUGAAGGACGCCAAGGAGAACGCCAUGAGGGACCGCAAGCGCUACCAGCAGGAGGUGGACCGCAUCAAAGAGGCUGUGCGGGCCAAGAACAGGAGGGGCUACUCUGCGCAGAUCGCAAAGCCCAUCCGUCCAGGCCACCAUCCACUGUCAUCCCCCAUCAGCAGCUGCAUCAAGACCGGAGGCAUCUACACCCACUAAAACCACAACAGCAAGUUUAACCCUACGGACCACAAACGACUCCACGCAUGCCGACCAGUCCACCUGGAGCCACAAGCCCCGCCCCUUACAGUGGGAGCACCAGCGGGAGAUCAUCACAACAGUUUGUCGUUUGAAAAACUCACCGAUUUCAUUUGCUUCAGGCCUCAUUUCUGACUUUACGCAACAGAACAACGUGUAACGUUUAUAAACGAGGCCCUGAGUUUCUCUAUGAAGGAUUACGACAUGAAUUAGAAGUUUAGCAGGUGACUUGUUGCGUCUCUGUUUUUUUCACUUACGACUGCAACUUGCUUCCGAAGCUUGACGAGCCAAGUGGAACAGACCAACCUCUAGAUUAUUCAUUUAAUCCUAAACCAGCAUUCACUCAUUUAAAAGAAUACUUUUGACAUUUUGGGAAAUAUGCUUAUUUGCUUUCUUAAAAAGAUGGGGGGGGUGGUCUUUGAGAGUAUCUCAUCGUUAAGUUAAGGCGGAAAUGAAAUUCACUUACUUUAUGCAGUUAACACACUUAUUGACGCACAGCUCGUAAUGUGUCCCCCCCCCUCAAAAUACUCUGUUGGAUUUCUGUACAAAUAUCUUGAGCCGUGUCCUUUUUGACAAUCGUCCAAAAAACCCGCCAUCGAGCUUUAGAACGUAUUUUCAUAAUCUGUGCUGUUUGUAUAAAAUCUCAUGACCCUCGAAUAUUGCUAAAGUCUUUUUUUUGAAAGUCCAAAAUUACAUUAGCUUCUGUCCCCUGACGACACAACAUUUAAAUCAUGUUUUAAGAAAGUGUAAAGAUUUAAUUUAACGGAUUUGUUUAGUGUCAUUUUAUCGUCUAUUUGCGUUUCAGGAUUUUGAAGUUAUAAAAUUGUAUAUCAUUUUAAAUUAUAAGAUGUUGCCUGCUUGCAUUGUUCUGUAGCCCUGCAGGGACACUGACCAGCCAAUCAGAUGUUCCUCGGACUUGGACAGUAGGAGAAGGCCUAUUUAAACUUUCCUUAAAUCUCUAAUUUAAGUCCUAUAUUAACAUUUAUGAAACUGGAAAGUUCCUGAUCAGCAAGUCAGAGGACUUAAAACCCAAUUUAGUUAAAAAAAACUAAAGCAGACAAAUUAAAGGCCCCCCCCCCCUAUCUUGAAAUCCCUGCCCUCUGAUUGGCUGAAAAGUCUGUUUUUCACUCUGCCACACCUUGUGCCUUUGGAAACACCUGGACCACCUGACUAACAGACUUCAGUGGGUUGACCAUUGUUCAGAAUUAUUUAAGAAUCAACGUGGUUAAAUAUACUUACAUAUAAAUGCCCCCUGCACCUUCCUAAAAGCAAAAGAUUGUUAUCAACGAGAGCCCUUUACCCUCUAGUCAAAGAUUGGUUUGCGCUGCUUUCCGUUGUGCUGCCGGCUGAGCAUGUUUUUUUGAAUGUACAUUAGCGCCGACACACCGGACGGCUCUCAAGGCGACAGAGCGUCGGUAUAAUUGCUUUUAACAUCACGACUCUGAGCCAGAUUAUCUCCCUCCUCAUUCGAUGUCUAAUCAUUGGAGGGUGGUUGUCGGGGCAGCCGCAUCCGCCCUGUCCACGUUGAACAAGUGAAUGUUACUGCAUGGAGUAGAGCUCGUGUUGAAAGGCAUGCUCAGGGAGGGUGAACGGGCGGUUUGUAUACGAGAUGCGUUUACCUCAUCGUGAUGUACAUUUUGAGUUUGCACAUUGUUUUGUUUUUCAGUUCCCUUCAUUUCUUUUGGCUGUGGCAUCAUAUCUGAAUAUACCAACAGAUGCUAAUAAAGAUGUAUCUAUUUAA
Molecule: messenger RNA, 5171 nt
Organism: Hippoglossus stenolepis (Pacific halibut)
Lineage: Eukaryota; Metazoa; Chordata; Actinopteri; Pleuronectiformes; Pleuronectidae
Product: kinesin heavy chain-like
Exons: 26
Coding region: 551-3391 (946 amino acids)
Biological process (GO): microtubule-based movement
Molecular function (GO): ATP binding; microtubule binding; microtubule motor activity
Source: RefSeq, a predicted model, not a curated record